Messenger RNA from Colletotrichum abscissum, 1416 nucleotides. Its product is annotated as glycolipid 2-alpha-mannosyltransferase. Gene Ontology annotation, molecular function: alpha-1,2-mannosyltransferase activity. NCBI's taxonomy places the organism in Eukaryota, Fungi, Ascomycota, Sordariomycetes, Glomerellales, Glomerellaceae. The transcript has 3 exons. Gene Ontology annotation, biological process: cell wall mannoprotein biosynthetic process; protein O-linked glycosylation; protein N-linked glycosylation. Gene Ontology annotation, cellular component: membrane; Golgi apparatus. The record is from RefSeq and is a predicted model, not a curated record. The coding region runs from base 1 to 1416 and encodes 471 amino acids.
AUGAACAUCCAGAGCUACAUCUUACCCCUGAUCGUACACCUCGAUACAGCGGCCAAGAUGGCGGCGCACAGCCAGCUGUCUCUUCGAUCCUGUGCUUCUCUAGUCUUCUGGACUGCACUGGCUCUUGUUCAGGUUCCCCUUGCUUUGUGUGGUUCUGUCCACAUUCACGAUGCUUCGCCACGAGCUGCCUUUGUCUCGCUGGUCUCGGAGCAGCAAAAGGAGCAGAUGGUAGCCUCUGUUGCUCAGCUCGAGCAGCGAUUCAACCACAAGUACCGCUACGACUGGGUAUUCUUCAGCCAUGAGGAGCUUAGCGAAGAGUUCAAGGACGCUACCUCCAACGCUACUGCCUCGACUGUCACCUAUAACCUGAUCCCCCAGCAGCAUUGGACUAUCCCGAGCUCUGUUGACCCCGGUCGCUUCGAGGCUGGUCUGACCAAGUUCCUCUGUGAUAUUACAGUCGAUGUCUUCCGUCUCAUGCGAGACCGCGGAAUUGCCUAUGGAGUCAAUGAGGUUUCUUUCGAGGGUGCCGCUGACUCUGAGCUCCUCUGGAAGAGUACCAAGUCCUUCAUGGAUACGCAUCCCGACAUGGUUCGACCCACUGCCGAUAUCACCUGGAUCCUAGGCAACAGUGCCAAAGCCAACAAGCCUACUCGUUCAUCAGACUACUAUGUGGAUGAGGCUGACGAUAUGGAGAGCUUCGACCUGGGCUUGGAGUACGAGGGCUGCAGGGCCAUCGGACAGGGAACUGAGUGUGACAUGCCCCCCGGUGUUUUCCUUAAAGCUGAUCCUCAGCAGUGCGAGCCAAACACUGUUGCCGAUGCCUUUACCACUCGGCUUGCUGCGAGCUACGACCAGUGUGACAUGGACACCCCUAUUGAGAUUGGCAACCUCAACCACUUCCGCGGACCUGAGCACCGCUCCUACUUUGACUAUCUCGACAAUGCCGGCGAGUUUUACUACGGAAACACCAGCAACGUUCCUGUCCACUCUCUGAGUGCCAGCAUGUUCCUCCCACGCGACAAGUUCUGGCUCCUCGGUGACAUGGUUUGCGAGAUGCAUGGCCUCCACAGCUGCCCCCCGAUGCCUCACCCGACCUACAACUCCAACCUGCAGACCAAGACUAGUCCCAACUAUCUGGCCGAUGUAGUAGAAGCUUCUUGGUUUGGCGCCUAUAAGGACAACCAAGUCUUGCUCAUCCACCUCGUCUGGGAGAGAAUGGCGUCCGAUAUGGCCCGCCAGAGAGGUAUCCCAGCAGCCCAGCUCGGACACACUGCCCUCGAUGAGCGUAACUUCAAGCUCUACAAGCCCGAGAGAUACCCAGUCGAUGUCACGCUGACUUGGUACUCGCUGGAGGAUAGCUGGCGUUCCUGGUCUUGCGAUCGCCUCAAGUGGUUCCUUGGGGUGUUGGGAUGGUAA